UCUUUCUAAGUGUCAGGAGAGGAUGUGAAACAAGCCUGCUGCCUAUUCCACCACUGAAGCCCUCUCUCUCCCACCUCACUGCACUGGCUCUCCCCCAGGCCACUGACCUGCUGUUCCUCCAGAUAUACGGCCGAGGAGCUGGUUCCUUAGGUCUCUGAGAACGAGCAGCAGCAGGAGACCCACACACGGCCUCCGUCCCCACUUCAGACCACCUAUAGGCCUUCUCCAAGACCUCCACACAGCCACCAAGGCUCAUGGACUAACUCAAGCCUCCAAAUUCGGACUACAUACCAGGCGGUAACCCUCCAUCACGUUAUCAUUAGUAUUUUUUUAUUUAAACCUCCCUAUUUUUUUAAACCAAGAUCCUUUUUUUUACCUUCGACAUCACCAUCAUCAUCUUCCUCGUUUGUACCUCAUCACAUCCCAUAAUAAUAUUCGACUUCAAAAACACAGACAAGGAAGGAGCCAUGGUGUACCUGGAGAACACCAGCAACCUGGAGCUGGAGAUGACCCCCGGGGCGGGCCAGGGCCAUGGGGCCCGCGGCGGGGACGCGGCGGGGGGGAACUUCGGCGAGCUGCGGCUCCUGGAGGGCUUCUCGGAGCGCCGCGAGUCCCAGAAGCUCCAGGGGAACGCCGCACCCGAGCCCGGGUCCUGCGCCCUCCACGUAGACGGCUUCGGCGCCGCCCGGCAGGAAGACGGACACAGUUUCAGCGUGGUGAAUAUCCUCAAAGGGAAAUCAAACCAGGGCAACAUCACAGAGAGAUCCCCGCUGCUGAGAUUCUCUCAAGAUGAGAGUAUGACCUACAUGACCGUCCACGACCCCGACUACGCGGGGGAGGCGUGGGGGGCCAGCGGCGUGGACGUGGAGAAGCGCUUCCGCCUCGGCAGCGAGGUCAACAGCCUGUCCCUGUCGCGGUCAGCCUCCUCGGAGAAACACGACCCGCUGGACUUCAGCCUCAACCUCAAACUCAUCAGCAACGUCAAGUGCUGCUUCAAGAUCUCCAAAGUCACCUGCAUGUUCGUCAUCGUUGUGCUCUGCAGCUUGUUCUUCAGUAUGUAUCCUGACAGAGACAACCCCACAAGGAUGCUGGCCGUCUCCUCCACUGAAAGCUUCUUAAUGAACAUGACCGAUUUCCGUGACAACGCGCUGCUGAAGCUGCAGGUGGGCGGGCCCUUCACGGGACGGAUGGUGGAUCCGACCAAUCAGGAGUUCAUCCUGGUCCAGGUGGAGCAGACAGAGGAGGUGGGGCCACGCAGGAGGAGAGGCCAACAGGUGAUUCAUAACUGGACCAUACCGCUACACAGCGAACGAAAUGAGCAAGUCCUCAUGACGAAGACGUUUGAAAUGCUCAGCAGCGGGCCGGUGGUGGUGAGUGUGCAGGCUUUCCUCCAGGACAGCUCGGUCGUGCCCCUCUCCCUGACCCACCAGGCGCUCUACGUCAACGUGGAGACGCAGGUUGCCAUUGCGGCCUUCAUCCUCACCGGGGUCUACAUCCUCAUCAUCUUUGAGGUCGUCCAUCGCACUCUGGCCUCCAUGCUGGGCUCCCUGGCGGCGUUAGCUGCCCUGGCUAUCAUUGGAGAUAGGCCCAGCUUGGUGACAGUGGUGGAGUGGAUCGACUACGAAACUCUCGCCCUGCUCUUUGGAAUGAUGAUAUUGGUGGCCAUUUUCUCAGACACAGGCUUUUUUGACUACUGUGCGAUGAAGGCCUACCAGCUGUCCCGAGGAAGAGUGUGGCCCAUGAUCAUGAUCCUCUGCCUCAUUGCGGCCAUCCUCUCUGCCUUCCUGGACAACGUCACCACCAUGAUGCUGUUCACGCCCGUCACUAUCAGGUUGUGCGAGGUGCUGAACCUGGAUCCAAGACAUGUCCUGAUUGCAGAAGUCAUCUUCACCAACAUCGGAGGGGCAGCCACAGCUGUGGGAGACCCCCCCAACGUCAUCAUCGUCUCCAAUCAGGCGCUGCGCAAGGAGGGGAUCGACUUUGCGGGCUUCACGGGGUACAUGUCCCUGGGGAUCGUCCUGGUCCUCGUCACCUCCUUCCCUAUGCUUCGCCUGUUAUACUGGAACAAGAAGCUCUACAACAAGGAGUCCAGCGAGAUCGUUGAGCUGAAGCAUGAGAUCCUGGUGUGGCGGCAGACGGCCCAGCGGAUCAACCCCGCGAGCCGCGAGGAGACGGCCAUCAAGUGUCUCCUGAUGCAGAAGGUCCUGAACCUGGAGAGCGCGCUGCGUAACAUGAUGAAGACCUUCCAGAGAGAAAUAUCCCAGGAGGAUAAGAACUGGGAGCAGAACAUUAAGGAGCUUCAGAAAAAGCACAGGAUAACCGACACGGUUCUGCUGGUCAAGUGUGUCUCCGUCCUCGCAGUCGUCAUCUUCAUGUUCUUCCUCAACUCCUUCGUUCCCAGCAUCCACCUGGACCUCGGCUGGAUCGCCAUCCUGGGCGCGCUGUGGCUGCUGGUCCUGGCAGACAUCCAGGACUUUGAGAUCAUCCUGCAUCGCGUCGAGUGGGCCACGCUGCUCUUCUUCGCCGGUCUCUUCGUUUUGAUGGAGGCCUUGGCUCAGCUGCAGCUCAUCGACUACAUAGGAGUGCAGACAGCUCUUCUGAUCAAGGCCGUGCCAGAAGACCAGCGUCUGGCCAUAGCCAUCAUCCUGGUGAUGUGGAUCUCUGCCCUGGCCUCCUCGCUCAUAGACAACAUCCCCUUCACCGCCACCAUGAUUCCAGUUCUAAUCAACCUGAGUCAGGACGAGGAUGUCAACCUCCCCAUCAAACCUCUCAUCUUCGCACUUGCCAUGGGGGCCUGUCUGGGAGGAAACGGAACGCUGAUCGGUGCCUCGGCGAACGUGGUGUGUGCUGGCAUCGCAGAGCAGCACGGCUACGGGUUCUCCUUCAUGGAGUUCUUCAGGUUGGGCUUCCCCAUGAUGAUCAUGACGUGUGUGAUCGGCAUGUGCUACCUGCUUGUUACCCACAUCGGCCUGGGCUGGAACCUGUGAGCGGGCUGCACAUACACAGAGACGCUGUGGAUGCAAAUUAAUGUGUGUGUGUGUGUGUCUGUGUGUUGUAGUGAUGUGUGUGUGGGUUUGUGGGGGGGGGGGGGGAAAGAGGUGAUUCCUUCCUCAACAUCCCAUGAUACUGGCUGGAUGUCUAACCAGUCCCGGUUUUGGUAGAAAUAGGUUUAAACCCCGGACCCAGAAGGUUUGAUACCCAGGGCUGAUCUACAGUGAGUGAACACAUGAAGCUAGCCCAUGAUGUCGAUGGAACCUUCUAGAAGGCCCUACAACCAUGGUUCUAACGCGCUCACUAGACAACUGACAGAUGUACAGUAUGUAAGAAAAAUAUUAACAUCUCCUGAUGAUCCCACCAACAGAAGUAGCUCAUGGUCUCAACUCGACUAAACCUUCUAUAGUCAAUCUUAAGAUGAAACAUGUAAUUUAACUGUAUUCAUGUUAAAGCCAAGGGAAGAGUUUGACGCGUCAAGCUAAAUGGCUACAUUUUGUUCUGUGUGGUGCUAUAUGUCCCGUAUGGGCAUGUGUACAGACAAUUUAUAUCUUUAAAGAUUAUACAAUUGGCUACAUUCCUCACAGUGCAAAUGGUGUUUCUCUGGUUGUUUCAUCAGUAUGACUUUGAUCUGCCCACAAAGAUAACCAUGUGCUUAUUUGUACAGAAAGUAUACUGUAAUACCCAAUAAAAGGGAUUUUAUAGUGACAAUGGUCUCAUUAAGAUUUAUGAGCUAUGGCCAAAUAUUAACGCCCUGUAUCUUGUUAAACUGAAUAAUCCUGCACACUUUAAAACAAUUCAAGUGCCAACGUUAGAGCAUUAACCUAGUUUAGUGAUGUAGAUUGAUGCUAACACGUUCUCAGUAUUGGGGGAAUUAUAAUGGAUCCCUUGAAUCAAAUCACUUCACGUUUCAUCAGUAUAAAGGAGUUUCUCUAGCACUUUGAGGAGAGGCCCUUCACGCUGCCCAUCUAACUGUAUAGUAUCUCCAACCAUUGCAAACUUUGUAACUUUGAUACACUGAUCGAAAAUAAAGAUGUCAACAUGUUGGCUUCUCAUGGAUCUUCCUUAA
Messenger RNA from Gadus morhua (Atlantic cod), 4060 nucleotides. RefSeq names its product oculocutaneous albinism II (gene oca2). Bases 468 to 2987 code for a protein of 839 amino acids. The transcript has 24 exons. NCBI's taxonomy places the organism in Eukaryota, Metazoa, Chordata, Actinopteri, Gadiformes, Gadidae. Gene Ontology annotation, cellular component: melanosome membrane. The record is from RefSeq and is a predicted model, not a curated record. Gene Ontology annotation, biological process: melanocyte differentiation; transmembrane transport; melanin biosynthetic process.